Messenger RNA from Myxocyprinus asiaticus (Chinese sucker), 2903 nucleotides. RefSeq names its product elongin-A-like. The record is from RefSeq and is a predicted model, not a curated record. The coding region runs from base 80 to 2005 and encodes 641 amino acids. Gene Ontology annotation, cellular component: elongin complex; nucleus. Gene Ontology annotation, molecular function: protein binding. Gene Ontology annotation, biological process: transcription elongation by RNA polymerase II. NCBI's taxonomy places the organism in Eukaryota, Metazoa, Chordata, Actinopteri, Cypriniformes, Catostomidae. The transcript is spliced from 12 exons.
CAGUCUGAAACAACAGCAGCCCCCCUUCCCCACUGCUGCUGUUGAAGCUGCUUCCGGGCAACAUGUUCCAGCUGUAAACAUGGCGGAGGAGAUACUGGAAGCAGUCGAGAAGUUGCAGUUAAGGCUCACGGAAAAUCAAGAGCCUCGCAAGCUGCUUAAAACUCUCAAAAGGCUGGGAGAGCUGCCCGUAACCGUAGACAUCUUGGUGGAAACAGGUGUUGGAAAGACUGUGAAUUCCCUUCGCAAACAUGAAGUUGCUGGUGAGUCCGCUAAGAACCUCGUGGCCAAGUGGAAGAAGUUGGUUCCAGAGAAGUCUGCAGACAGACCAAGUGUAAAGGAGGGGCGUUCCCACUCACGCAUUAAUGAGCCUGGAGGGCAUAAACGAAUCAGGGAGCGGUCUCCAGAGGAACCUCCACUUAUGGAGGAGGAACACCAGGAGGAGAUGGAAUACCAACAUGGCUACUCCCCCUCCCCCCCACAGCACUACAGCCCACAGUACAGGCACAGCAACGAAAGGGAGUAUCAGUCAGACGAGUAUGAAAGCCCUCCAGAAGAGGAGCUGGAGCCAGAGCUGGAGCCAGAGCCAGAGCCUGAACCCAGUCCCCCACGAAAUGACAUUAGACACAGCAAACCACACAAAGAGCUGGCCAGAGAGCACAGUUCUCACGAUGUCCGGGAACAGGAGAGACGGAAGCACCGUGAACAGGCUGCGGGUGGCAGCAGUAGUGAGGGGAGGACACAUAAAGCCAACAGAGAGCAAAAGAGUGGGACGAGUCACAAAUCUAAACACGAUCGGCAUUUAACCUCGCAUGAAGACAAGAGGGAAAAGAAAAGAGGAAGUGAUGGAAAAUUAAGGGAGAGAAGAGAAGUUCCAGAGCAAGUGGAUGAGGAUGAGGAGCCAUUUGAGGCUCCCACCAUGUCUUUUGAAUCCUUUCUCACAUACGACGCUCCUACCCCAAGCAAAAAAAAGAAAAAGCAGCCCUCGCGGCCCACUCAGCCCCCUGCCCCUGUUCCUUCUGUGUCCUCCAAGUCUAGCAAAGCCAAUGGGACCAGCAGUAAACGCUCUAAGCCAUCCUCUUCCGCUGUGACCACGGCCACUGUUCCAGUGAAACGCAAGAAGGUUGUGGAUGUGGUUCCCACUCUGCCAGAAAUCCCUUUGCCAGCCAUUCAGCCUAACUACAGACCCCUGCCCUCCAUUGAUCUUACUCCACUGUCCCCCCAGAGACGCAAAGUCCCUGUGUCAUAUGAUGAAGAAGAUGCUGGCUGCAUAGGUCGACGGCUUAACUCUAAAAUGGUGGUGUACUCUGGCUCCAAGACGGCAUACUUACCAAAAAUGAUGAGCCUGUAUGAACAGUGUAUUAGAGUCCUCCAGAACAACAUUGAUUCAAUCGAUGAAGUGGGUGGAGUGCCAUUUGAGAUUCUGGAACCGGUUCUGGAGAGAUGCACACCUGAGCAGCUUUAUAGGAUUGAGCAGUGUAAUCAGUAUUUCACAGAAGACUCCGAUGAUUUGUGGAUGAGACACUGCCAGCGGGAUUUUAAGCAUGAAGCUCCUCAGGAGUUAGAGUCUUGGAGGGAACUGUAUCUCCGGCUCCAUGAGGAACGAGAAGAGCGUCUGCGCAAACUCACGAUGAACAUCAGCUCUGCCCAUGCAAACAAACCUAAAGGGCGGCAGGUUAAAAUGGCAUUUGUCAACUCUGUUGCUAAGCCGCCACGUGAUGUCCGCCGGAGACAGGAGAAAUUUGGCACUAAAAACGGUUCUCCCAGCACAAGCGCUGCUGCUCCCACUGCCAAGAUCAGACCAGCAUCAAACUACAGCUACCUUAGCAAGUCCAGUGAUCAAGGUGGCCAGUCAUCUUGCAGCAGUCCCCCUGAAUCCUCCUCUCGCCCCUCUGCUCCCAACAGUGCUGGUGGCUCCAGUGCCAGAGAAAAACCACAGGUCAAAAAAAUUGCCCCAAUGAUGGCUAAGACUAUCAAAGCAUUCAAGAACAGAUUUUCCAGGCGGUAAAGGGAAGAAAAUGGCUGAUUUUAGUGUAUGAGAAGAGAGAGAGAGAGACUGGUGGAGGAAACAUUUUUUUUUGCUGUAAUGCUUCAUAGGAAGCAUUCAGUGCCCUCUCACCUCUUAUGUUUUUUGCUUUCAGUAUUAUCAGUACAGCUCACUGGAAGCAAUCACAAAAAUAUCCACAUCAGCAACCAUCAACACUUAAAGGUACACUCAGUAUUUUUUAUGUUCAUGUUACGCUGGCCAAUAUGGCAGACGUCUUAGACUUCAAAAAUUUUUAACCGAUGUCCGCUAUUCAUUGCUAGCCAUUAAUGUUUUUUAUCCUGUGAGAGAAAGUGUCCAUUAAUGGGGAGAUUAUUGAGAUAAAGUGAGUUGUAUUCAGUUGGUAAUGUGAUCUCAACAUGAGGCUGUCCACUCCUUGUAAAAUGAAACAGCUUUUAUUAAGCUACUGAUAUAACUGGAUUCUUCAUCUCGUGUGAGUGUUCAUGAUUUUAAUCAUAUUUUUCAAAUGUACUAUUCAUUUCUUUAUGUGUAAAAGAUUGCUGAGUGCACCUUUAAUUAUGUCAUAGCAUUUCCUUCAUUCUUACAUGAACACACAAUGAAAUCAAGUGGUACACUACAGAUUACCAUGAGAAACCAGAAUUACUGUUAUAUGUUUAUUUAAUUGCUUACUGCUUUAACAAUUUCAUUGUCAUGGAAGUGAGUAAAUGAUCAUAUGGUAGAGUGAAAGGAUAAAUUAGAUGCAAAAAUUCAAGAACUCUACACUUCCACACCAUCAUAUUUAUUUUAAAGUCUUUGGACCUGACAGCCCUGAACCUUGCCUUGAAUGAAAGAUCAAGAAUUCAUUUUAAUAGAUUUUAAGUGUUCUAUGGACGUUUUUAAUAAAAUCCAUGUGUUGCUCUCA